AAUAGGAAAGCGACGGUACUUGACUUUCAAAAAUUAUCAGUGAUAUUUUGCUGAUUUUGAGAUCUAGUUGUGCCAUAAAAUAGAAAGAAACUUUCAUCAUGGGCCGCAAAUUCGUCGUUGGAGGUAACUGGAAAAUGAAUGGAGACAAAAAACAGAUUGAUGAAAUAGUUGCAAAUUUGAAAAAUGGUCCACUGGAUUCUAACGUUGAGGUGGUAGUGGGAGUUCCUGCUAUAUACUUGGCAUAUGCCAAGAGCAUUUUACCCGACACAAUUGGAGUUGCCGCUCAAAACUGCUGGAAAGUAGCAAAGGGUGCAUUUACAGGUGAAAUCUCACCUGCUAUGAUCAAGGAUGUGGGAGCAGGAUGGGUGAUCCUGGGCCACUCUGAACGCAGAACAAUCUUCGGCGAGAAAGAUGAGUUGGUUGCUGAGAAGGUUGCACACGCCCUGGAAUCAGGUCUGAAAGUUAUUGCGUGCAUCGGAGAGACCCUAGAGGAGAGGGAAGCCAAUAAGACAGAAGAGGUUGUGUUCAGACAGACCAAGGCCCUUUUACCGGCCAUUGGUAACAACUGGGCUAAUGUUGUCUUGGCUUAUGAACCGGUCUGGGCUAUUGGUACUGGCAAGACAGCUACACCACAACAGGCCCAAGACGUGCACGCGUCUCUCCGCAAGUGGUUAGCGGCUAACGCAAGCGCCGACGUAGCCGACAGUGUGCGUAUCCAGUAUGGUGGUUCGGUCACCGCUGCCAAUGCCAAGGAGCUAGCAGCUUGCCCGGACAUCGAUGGGUUCCUCGUGGGUGGUGCAAGUCUCAAGCCUGAGUUCGUUAACAUUGUGAAUGCCACUCAAUAAAUAUCAGUAAAGCUAGGCGUAAUGGUAAGGAUACACGACGACACCAGACACUAAACACUCAGUGUACCUAUACAUGGAAUGUCUGUGUGUGUACUGUGUACCUACACUGCCGCGACAAUUAGUUGCAGAUGUAGUGGGGACGGUAUCGACACUUGUGUCGACAUUUCUGUCGAGAAUCAGUGUCUUCGUGUAUACUAAAAUUUAUUAGUACCUUGAUUCUACUAUGCAACAAUAAUGAUUCGUUCCUACUCCAAUCCAGCUUGCGGCUAAAUUACAUAUUAUAUUCUUAUUAUUGCCAGCAUAUCUGUUUGAAUUUGAGAAUACUCUUGAUGUUUGACAGGAAAGCGACUGGAUCGAAUACGAAACGAAGCCGUUACAAUAUAAUAGAAUCGCGAUAGAGAUGUUAUUUUAAAGCGCACAAGAGUCAUAUUUGUGUGCAUAUUUUAUUGUGUUGUACGUCUGUGUAUCAGCGUAAUGUUAUCAGAGAUUCAAUAAAUGUUAUAAU
This is a messenger RNA of Aricia agestis (brown argus), 1350 nucleotides long. It is a transcript of the gene Tpi, whose product is annotated as triosephosphate isomerase. The record is from RefSeq and is a predicted model, not a curated record. Gene Ontology annotation, molecular function: triose-phosphate isomerase activity. Gene Ontology annotation, cellular component: cytosol. Bases 99 to 845 code for a protein of 248 amino acids. NCBI's taxonomy places the organism in Eukaryota, Metazoa, Arthropoda, Insecta, Lepidoptera, Lycaenidae. Gene Ontology annotation, biological process: glyceraldehyde-3-phosphate biosynthetic process; glycerol catabolic process; gluconeogenesis. The transcript has 6 exons.